Molecule: messenger RNA, 3139 nt
Organism: Neocloeon triangulifer
Lineage: Eukaryota; Metazoa; Arthropoda; Insecta; Ephemeroptera; Baetidae
Gene: Adar
Product: double-stranded RNA-specific editase 1
Exons: 12
Coding region: 342-2621 (759 amino acids)
Biological process (GO): RNA processing; adenosine to inosine editing
Cellular component (GO): nucleolus; cytoplasm
Molecular function (GO): double-stranded RNA binding; tRNA-specific adenosine deaminase activity; double-stranded RNA adenosine deaminase activity
Source: RefSeq, a predicted model, not a curated record
CAAUUUAAUAAAAGAACCCCGAAGAAAGAACUUUGAUAAAGCACGCAAGUGCAAUUUGCCAUAUGAUAAUUCACCUGCCCGCAAUAGACGUCUAAGGGCGGCGGGCAUGCGUGCUGCACAAGCACAUGAGCGAGUACGUAGUUGGUACUGAAAAUCAAUGAAUUUGUCUCCCGUCCUUCAGCUUGGUCUCUCUGGCAAGCGAGGAGAUGGAACAGACGUUUGAUCUCGGAGAGAAGUUGACUAUUGAGCCGACGCUGCUGCGAGCAGUUUUAGACAUUUGAGGCAUGCAAACCGUGUGUUGUUCUCGGCAUUUUGUUUUAAUUUGCAUCUUCCAAAUGUGAAUGAUGGACGUUACAAGCCCCGCAAAAAGCUCAGUUAAGUCUGAAGAUGACAUAUCCGCCCUCGAGGACGUCCUGGACAUGUGGGAAGAGGAGUGCACCAAACCCAAAUUGCAGGCAAAUAAUGCUUCACUCACCGCCGAGUCAAAGUCCGAAGAAGAGAGCCCCGUCAAAACAGGACCAGAAAUGCCACAACUAGGCAUGAAAAGAAGGGCUGCUGAGGCCAAUGAUAUGGCCAAGAAAAAGCGCAAAAAGAACAACGCUUUGGGCCCCUUGCAGCCGAAGAAUGCUGUUUGCGCCCUGAACGAACUCCGACCUGGUCUGGAGUACAGCAUGGUCUCUCAGGAGGGUCCAACACAUUCACCCCUUUUUACAAUGAGCAUUGAAGUCAACGACCAGAAAUUUGUCGCCACAGGUCGAUCCAAGAGACUGGCAAAGCAGGCCGUGGCAGAAAAGGCCCUGCAGAGUUUUCUGCAAUUCAAGAAUGAGGCCGACACCAGGCAAGCCAUGGGACGUCCUGUGCACCCUAAACACAUGGACAUUGACUUCACAUCAGACGUGUCCGAAUUCGACAUGACUCCGUUUGACCCGAACGCCGUCAAGGCCCCAGGAAUCAAAUCCGCUCCAAUUCCACAGGCGAAACCGACUGUGGCCCCACCAACGUCAAUUGCAGCUUCGUCUGCAACCAGCAAAGCUCAGGAGCAAAAACCAGGCCCUUCAAAUGCAGCAGCAAACCCUGUACUUACACUGCAGCAGCAGAAGCAGGCAAAACUUGCAAAGAUUUCCCCACUGGAGAAAAAUCCAGUGACCAUUUUGAAUGAGUUGGUGCCCGGCACCAAAUUCGAGUGUGUCGGAGAGAGCGGGGAGGCCAACACAAAAUUCACCAUGGCUGUGACGGUCGAAGGGCAACUCUUUAAGGGAUCAGGACCAAGCAAGAAAUUAGGAAAAGCAGCUGCCGCCAAGGGAGCCUUGUUGAAACUUUACGAUUUGAAUUUCUCCCCUUUCCAAGGGAUUCGCUCACAGCCCAAUCCAGCUUUGGGUCCAAACCAGAAUUACGUCACUCUUCCUCAAGUUCUGGCUGAUCAUAUCGCAAAUCUAGUGCUUGAGAAGUUUUCUGCCCUGAUGGUAAGCAAGCCCGCUCAUUCUGGCAGAAAGGUGCUGGCUGGCAUUGUGAUGACCACCGGCUCGGCCAUGGAUGACGUGUCUGUGAUUGGAGUCACGACUGGCACAAAGUGCAUCAAUGGAGAACACAUGAGUGACUUGGGCAGCAGCCUUAAUGACACCCACGCUGAAAUCGUCGCCCGCAGAUGUCUUUGUGAUUUUUUGUACUCGCAGCUUGAGCUUCACACCAAACCAGAAACUGCAGCAGAGUCGGUCUUGGAGAAGAAACCCGAUGGAAAAGGUUUCAGAGUGAAACCUAACGUAAAGUUUCAUUUGUUCAUCAACACAGCACCCUGUGGAGAUGCAAGGAUUUUUUCACCUCACGAGGCUGCCAACACUGACGAGAGGGUGGACAAUCAUCCCAAUCGGAAAGCAAGGGGACAACUUCGAACCAAGAUCGAGUCUGGCGAAGGAACUAUUCCAGUGAAGAGCUCGGAGAAAAUCCAGACUUGGGAUGGUGUUUUGGAAGGAGAAAGAUUGAGAACAAUGUCCUGCUCUGAUAAAAUCGCUCGGUGGAACGUCCUGGGUCUGCAGGGUGCUCUUCUGUCUCACUUUGUAGAGCCAGUUUAUCUGACCAGCAUUGUGGUCGGCUCCCUUUUCCACCCCUGCCACAUGUACAGGGCUGUUUGUGGUAGAAUUGAGAACACAGUCCAGGGACUGCCACCUCCUUAUCGCCUCAAUAAGCCUCAUAUGAACCUGAUUAGCUCACCUGAGGUCCGAUUACCAGGCAAAGCUCCUAGUCAUAGCGUUAAUUGGACAAUAGGUGAGGAAGGGCCUGAAGUCAUCAGCUCCAUGACUGGCAAGAACGAAACCGGAGGCGCCUCUCGACUUUGCAAGAGAGGUCUGUUUUCUCGAUUCUUGCGCUUGGUGUCUACGUUGCCAACAGUCACCGGAAUCGGAAGUCCAGGCAACCCUUGCCCACCAACAUAUUGUGAUGUCAAGGCAGCCAUGCAUGACUACCAAAUGGCUAAAAAGCAGCUCUUCAUUUCUUUCCGGAAGGCUGAGUUAGGAGAGUGGUUGUGCAAGCCUGUGGAGCAGGACAUGUUUGAAGUAACGCCAUAUGGUGCAAAUGGCGAGCAAGGUAACGAAAGGGCGCGUUUGAUUGCUGGAGUGGGCGAGUGAGUCGCACGAUGGGAGGGCAAGGCGCAUCCUCCAAAUGCGCCGAACCACUUUUCUGUGCAACACGCCAACGGGUUAGGGGUCUUUGAGUAGAGGCUACCCAGUCCCAAGAGAAUUAUUGAUCUUCCAUUGCGUAUUUUGCCUGUAUUAUGACAUUUGGACAAACAAGUUCCUUUAUGUUUUUAGAAGACUGACUAAAAAUAUUGCGCCGCCUCAAUAUAUUUUUUUCCGUUCCAAGUUCAAAUCUUGUAACUUCAGGUUUUAAUUUCUCCUGAAAUCGAGUAGAUGGAAGUCUUAGGACUAAUAGCUGACUAGCUCAAAUCACCCUAGCCACACCGUGUCCUUCUCAACGUAGCGACCCGCUCACUAUCUCCGGCUUCAGAAAAGAAACACCGAAUAUAUCUGUUUAAAUACCAAGCUUAAAAACUUUUUCAUCGUGAAUUUUAACGUCUGAUCUUAACCACCUUCGUAAGAAAUAAAGCUCUCAUAACCGUGAUGUAACAGGAAUUCAGUUUGCAGUU